Molecule: messenger RNA, 2199 nt
Organism: Hylaeus volcanicus
Lineage: Eukaryota; Metazoa; Arthropoda; Insecta; Hymenoptera; Colletidae
Gene: Vps45
Product: vacuolar protein sorting-associated protein 45
Exons: 8
Coding region: 473-2026 (517 amino acids)
Biological process (GO): intracellular protein transport; vesicle-mediated transport
Cellular component (GO): Golgi membrane
Source: RefSeq, a predicted model, not a curated record
GCGUAUAAUAUUUCAUGUACUUGGCGUCGAGACGCUACCGCGUCUCUAGAUACAAUGAGUACAUCGUGAUGCACCACUCCCCGGCGCAACAAUAUCCUUGCCGUUGUGGAAAGUGUUGACGUUUUGUGGGUGUAUUAGGUGGAAAAAAUGGUUCUUUUUGCAUAAUUUGCUUCAUUUCAAGGUCACUUGUAAUAGAGAAUAUUAGCGAUUUAGCUAAUUUUGGCGCGUUAAUUAAUUUAAUAGAAUUCGGUCGAGAGAAGCCACCAGGACACGCACAGGACACACAACAGUGCUAUUAAAUAGGCCUGUUUUCUACCGCUUACUAGUUCAGACUGACACAUUAGCAUCAAAACGUAUUGACACGUACCGUCAAAACAUUCUUCGCGAGAAUGUCGGUCGGUGCCAGUACGUCCCGUGACGGAACGUUCAGACAAGCAUAGUCAGCUUAUUAUACAGCAAAUCAGAAAUAUUUAUGAAAGAGGUUUAUCUGUUUGAGAGAAUUGACACAAAUAUUCGGAACGAAGCCUUAAAGCAUUUGAAGUGUAUAGUUUUCAUUAGACCAACGAAGGAGAAUAUUGAGAUUCUUUGCGAUGAAUUGCGAAGUCCAAAGUAUGGUACAUAUUAUAUUUAUUUCAGUAAUAUUAUCGCAAAAGCAGAUAUUAAACUAUUAGCUGAAAACGAUGAACAAGAAGUAGUGAAAGAAGUUCAUGAAUAUUAUGCAGACUAUUUAGCUGUUAGCCCGCAUUUAUUUUCACUUGGAAUCAAAUCGUGCUCCGAAGGUUUAUUAUGGAAUCCAGUACACUUACAUCGAACACAUCUAGGCAUAAUUUCAGUUUUAUUAUCAAUUAAGAAAUGUCCUUACAUACGUUAUCAAAGUAGUUCUGAAAUGGCAAAGAGAUUGGCAGAAAAAAUACGUGAAACAUUAAAUAAAGAAUCAAAUUCGUUCGAAUUCAGGCAGGAGUCAAACCCAGUUUUACUUAUACUCGAUAGAAGAGACGAUCCCAUUACUCCUUUAUUAAAUCAAUGGACUUAUCAGGCAAUGGUCCAUGAAUUACUAACUAUUAAUAAUAAUCGUGUUAAUUUAUCACAUGUAAAAGGUAUUUCAAAGGAAUUAAAAGAUGUUGUUCUUGACGCGGAACAUGAUGAAUUUUAUGCAAAUAACUUAUAUCACAACUUCGGUGAAAUUGGACAAACGAUAAAAGAAUUGAUGGAUGAAUUUCAAAAAAAGGCUAAAAAUCACCAGAAAGUAGAAAGUAUUGCUGAUAUGAAAAAUUUUGUAGAAGCUUAUCCUUUAUUUAAGAAGCUUUCUGGAACUGUAUCCAAACAUGUAACAUUAGUUGGAGAACUUUCCUCGCUUAUAGAAAAUCAUAACUUGUUACAAGUAUCAGAAUUGGAACAAGAGCUUAGUUGUCAAAAUGAUCAUUCUAUGCAGCUGCAGAGAAUAAGAGAACUUAUUAAUAAUUACCAAAUUCGAGAAAUUGAUAGCGUUAGAUUGGUAAUGUUGUACGCACUUCAUUAUGAAAAACACACAAACAAUGAUAUUAGCGGUUUAUUGAAUGUAUUAAAAAGUAAAGGGAUUUCUGAAAAAUAUGUGAAGCAUGUUCAUAACAUAUUGCAAUACAGUGGAAUUAACACAAGGCAAAAUAAUCUAUUUGAUCGUGAAUCGGUAGCGAAGAUAACUAAAAAGCUAUUCAAAGGCUUAAGUGGAAUAGAUAACAUAUAUACUCAACACACACCUCUACUGAAUGAAACAAUUGAAGAUUUAAUAAAGGGAAAGUUAAGUCCACAAAUGUUUCCAUAUCUUGGAAAUACAAUAAUAUCUAAAAGGCCGCAAGAUAUAAUUAUUUUCAUGGUUGGAGGAACAACUUAUGAAGAAAGCUUAACUGUCUAUAAUUUAAAUAAACAAAAUCCUGGAGUAAAAAUUAUUUUAGGAGGUACUACUAUCCACAAUUCUCAAAGCUUUUUAGAAGAAAUUCAACAUGCUACAUCGGGUACCUUUUCAAAAUAUAGAAAUAAUAAUAAGUAAAAUUAUAAUAUAAUUUAUAAUAUAUUGUUAGUAUAUUAUACUUUAAGUUCAUAUUUUUAUCUAAAUAUUUAUAUUUACAAUUAUGAGUAGUUGGCAUAUUGUAAAUUAUUUUUUUCAAGAAAUAAAGUUUUGGUGGUAAUAAUUUUAAAGAAAAUGGCUACAAUAAAAAAAAC